Messenger RNA from Silurus meridionalis, 1433 nucleotides. It is a transcript of the gene arpc2, whose product is annotated as actin related protein 2/3 complex, subunit 2. Gene Ontology annotation, molecular function: actin filament binding; structural constituent of cytoskeleton. The transcript is spliced from 10 exons. Gene Ontology annotation, biological process: Arp2/3 complex-mediated actin nucleation; actin filament polymerization. Gene Ontology annotation, cellular component: Arp2/3 protein complex; actin cytoskeleton. The record is from RefSeq and is a predicted model, not a curated record. Bases 152 to 1051 code for a protein of 299 amino acids. NCBI's taxonomy places the organism in Eukaryota, Metazoa, Chordata, Actinopteri, Siluriformes, Siluridae.
UGAAUCUCAAUGCGGAAGUGGGGACCGGAAGCGCGGCGCAGGGAUUGUUGUAGCAUCAGUAGGAGGCUUGUUGUAGUAUAUUUUUAUUACUAAAUACAUUUUUUUAUUAUUAUUAUUCCAACCCGCACUUUAACACUCAUCACCGGUCAUUAUGAUCCUGUUGGAAAUAAAUAAUCGCAUCAUCGAGGAGACGCUUACGCUCAAAUUCGACAGCGCGGCCAACGGGAACAAGCCGGAAGCAGUAGAAGUUACAUUUGCCGACUUCGAUGGCGUGCUAUACCACAUCUCAAACCCUAACGGUGACAAGACCAAGGUGAUGAUCAGCAUCUCGCUGAAGUUCUACAAAGAGCUGCAGGAGCACGGGGCUGACGAGCUGCUCAAGAGGAUCUAUGGAAACUUCCUGGUGCCUGCAGAAGAUGGCUACAAUGUGUCUUUGCUCUUCGACCUGGAUACACUGCCAGCUAAAAAACAGGAGAUAAUCCACCAGGCGGGCAUGCUGAAGAGAAACUGCUUUGCAUCCGUGUUUGAAAAGUACUUCAAGUUCCAGGAGGAAGGUCGCGAGGGCGAGCAGAGAGCCGUGGUCCAUUACAGAGACGACGAGUCUAUGUACUUGGAGGCAAAGAAAGAUCGUGUUACUGUCGUUUUCAGCACCGUCUUCAAGGAUGACGAUGAUGUCAUCAUUGGAAAAGUGUUCAUGCAGGAGUUUAAAGAAGGCCGGCGUGCGAGUCACACGGCUCCUCAAGUGCUGUUCAGCCACCGAGAGCCUCCUCUGGAGCUGAAGGACACGGACGCUGCAGUGGGAGACAACAUCGGCUACAUCACCUUCGUCCUGUUUCCUCGUCAUACCAACACCAACGCCAGAGACAACACCAUCAAUCUUAUCCACACCUUCCGUGAUUACCUACACUAUCACAUCAAGUGCUCCAAGGCUUAUAUCCACACUCGCAUGAGAGCCAAGACCUCUGACUUCCUGAAGGUCCUGAACCGCGCUCGCCCCGACGCCGAAAAGAAAGAGAUGAAGACGAUCUCGGGCAAGACAUUCUCUCGCUAAAGCGACACCGCGACCAAACAUGCUUUACAGGACCAGCCAGUGCUACCCGAGUGCAAAGCGGAGGACGACCCCCCCCUUCCCCGGAUUCGGACAGCGCUUGUAGACUCCUAGACGCUUGCAAAAUCCUUCAAGGAACAAAAUUUAAAUUCCCUUCGAGUUUUCACACGGUUCGGCAAAACGUCGUAAACAUUUUUAUACAGACCUCCAGUAAUUUGGACAUUGGUACUUUUUUCUCUCCCCUUCCAGCUGAAAUCUGUGUCCCAUCUGAGAAAUGUUUAUGCAGUGUUGCUCCAUGUCUGUUCUAUUGUAUUUGACUUUGUGCAAGAGAUUACCUGUCUGCUUUCGAGCUAAUAAAAAAACCUGUCUUAGAAAAAAAAAAAAA